This is a messenger RNA of Oryzias melastigma (Indian medaka), 2024 nucleotides long. RefSeq names its product proteasomal ubiquitin receptor ADRM1. Gene Ontology annotation, biological process: ubiquitin-dependent protein catabolic process. The transcript has 10 exons. Gene Ontology annotation, molecular function: proteasome binding; ubiquitin binding; endopeptidase activator activity. The coding region runs from base 494 to 1735 and encodes 413 amino acids. Gene Ontology annotation, cellular component: nucleus; proteasome regulatory particle, lid subcomplex; cytoplasm. Lineage: Eukaryota; Metazoa; Chordata; Actinopteri; Beloniformes; Adrianichthyidae. The record is from RefSeq and is a predicted model, not a curated record.
UCAUGUCCGAACCGGGACGAGUCGUGCACCAGUUCUAUUUAUUUAUAUCCCGAAUGCUCCCUUAGACUAUUAAUAGUCAUAAUGGAAUGAAAUAGUUUUAUUUCAGGUAGUGAUAGCGACACUUGUGUAAAAAUAGUCUGUUUAAAUCAAAGUGCAUUCAAAUACACCAUAAACAAUGCAAAUGGAUCAAAUUUUCCCUCUAAUUUGACUUGCUGCAAACGUAUCACGUUCUAUUAGUUUAUUUUUUAUUCAGUCAAAAAUAGUCUUAUUUAUGUAGUAUUUAUUUAUAUAGUAUUUGACAGAAUGAGACAUAAAUUAAUUUUCUUGGCAGAAAAGUAACUAGAUUGUAACAAGGAUUUCUUUCUCAAUAGGUUGUGUUUGAUCUAAGCAAAAAUAUUGUCGUACAAAUGAAAGGAAAAGCAGGUUUUCUUGCAUAAAAGGAUGAAUCAAUCGAACAAACGGUGAAUGCCAGGAAGCUUGUCUCCGCGUCAUCAUGGCAUCUGGAGCUCUGUUCCCCAGCAUGGUGUCUGGCUCUCGCGGCUCCUCCAGCAAGUACCUGGUGGAGUUUCGGGCAGGUAAGAUGACGAUGAAGGGCAGCACGGUAACUCCCGACAAGCGGAAAGGUCAGGUCUACGUCCAGCAGACCGACGACUCGCUCAUCCACUUCUGCUGGAAGGAUCGGACGACCGGGAACGUGGACGACGAUCUGAUUAUCUUCCCCGAUGACUGCGAGUUCAAACGGGUGAACCAGUGCACGACGGGACGAGUGUAUGUGCUGAAGUUUAAAGCCGGAUCCAAAAGACUCUUCUUCUGGAUGCAGGAACCAAGAAGUGACAAGGAUGAUGAAUUUUGCCGCAAAGUUAACGAGUAUCUGAACAACCCCCCCAUGCCCGGCGCUCUCGGCAGCGGCGGCGGCGGAGGCCAUGACCUCUCAGCGCUGGGAGGUGAAGGCGGCCUGCAAAGCCUUCUGGGUAACAUGAGCCACAACCAGCUCAUGCAGCUUAUCGGACCGACUGGACUCGGAGGGAUCGGUGGUCUCGGAGCGCUGGCUGGGCCGGGCCUGACCAACCUUUUGGGCAGCAGUAGCGCCGUCCCUGCAGCCAGCAGCUCCGCCACGAGUCCCUCCACCGCCGUCACGCCCACCACCACCACCACCUCCGCUGCCAGCCGGCUCGGCUCCGCCCAGGUCCCAACCACCCCCAUCACUCCCUCUGCCACCUCUGCAGCCUCCCCCUCUCCCACCACCCCGUCCACGCCCGUCGUGACCUCUCUGACCUCGGCGGCGGCGGCUAACCCCACGCAGCCCAUCCAGCUGCGCGACCUGCAGAGCAUCCUGGCCACCAUGAACGUACCUGCCAGCAGUCAGGGAGUGGACCUCGCCAGCGUCCUGACGCCUGAGAUCAUGGCCCCCAUCCUGACCAACCCGGAGGUGCAGGAGCGACUCAUUCCUUACCUCCCGUCCGGAGAGUCUCUGCUUCAGAGCUCAGAGGAGCUCCACAACACGCUCAGCUCGCCUCAGUUCCAGCAGGCUCUGAGCAUGUUCAGCAGUGCUCUGGCAUCAGGACAAUUGGGUCCACUGAUGAACCAGUUUGGGCUUCCAGCAGAGGCUGUGGAUGCAGCCAACAAAGGAGAUGUGGAAGCGUUCGCUAAAGCCAUGGAGACGGACUCCAAGUCGGAGCACGGCAGCGAUUCCAAAGACAAGAGAGAGGAUGAUGAAGACAUGAGUUUGGACUGAGAGUCCUUUGAUUUUUUUUGUUAUUUAAUAUUUAUUUUAACUGCUGCUGUUUGUGUUUCUAACCCUCGUACUAUCCUAAGCAUGUUUACACUAAAAGUGGGGUCAUCUGGACCCCAUAAGAGAGAACGAGGGUUAAAUCAAGAGUAUAGGUUCACCUUAAGGGAUAAAAUCAGUUAUUAGUGGCUUAGACUGUGGGCUGCCUGCAUGUUCACCAAUAAACAGGAAAAUGUUGUUUUGUGAUGAUUGUCCUGCUAGAUUUAGAAACAAAUAUUAAAAAUGAAUGAACACA